GUGAUCGAUUAUUUGGUUUGCACUCAGAGCAUUUUCCAUUUUUAUAGGAACUUAUGUACCUACAAUGUAUCUCCAAUCCGUUUGAGAUGUAAAAUAUAUCUUCUCUUACCACCUUAAAUCUUCCUAUGUACAAUAAAAUAUAACACUAUGGUUUCAGACAAUAUCCACUUUGCUUUAAUAUAUUAAUCAGAUUAUUUUGAUGAUAAGUGGUAUUUUUAAAAUGGGCCGAAGGAGAGACCGGAAAUAUGGGCCCAGUCGAUCGGAGGCAUAGUUGCAUAGUAGUGCCUAGAUCGAUGGCUGACUGAGAUAUUAGCCAAGAGAGAAAGAAAGAAAGAAACAAACUUCUUGUGAUUGUUUGUGAAGUAAGAUUCAAGGUCCCUCUAUCUAACCCAAAUUUCAAUCUUUUCCUCUUUCGAUUCAAAGAAUCUAUCAACAAAUAUUGCAAUUCAAUAAUCCAGGAGGAAGUAGAAGAAGAACAACAAGAAGAAGAAGCUUCGAUUGAUCAACAAUGGCGGAAUUCAUGAACCUGGAGGCGCAAGACGGAGUUCGAAUGCCCUGGAACGUCAUGCCGGGGACCAAGCAAGAGGCUUCCACUUCCUGCGUCGUCCCCGUUGCUGCAAUCUACACUCCCAUCAAAUCCUUCCCCAAUAUGCCUCUUCUUCCUUACACUCCUCUCCGCUGUCGUACAUGUCGCUCAAUCCUCAAUCCAUUCUCCAUUGUCGAUUUCGCAGCCAAGAUCUGGACUUGCCCUUUCUGCUUCCAGCGUAAUCAUUUCCCUCAUAACUAUGACUCAAUCUCCGACGAAAAUCUCCCCGCUGAGCUUUUCCCUGAUUACACCACUAUUGAGUAUGACGACAGGAGCGCCACCGGAUCCCCAACCUCGCCCCCUGUUUUUAUGUUCGUCGUCGAUACUUGUAUUAUCGAGGAAGAGAUGGCUUAUCUAAAGUCUUCGCUUUCUCAGGCUGUCGAUCUUCUUCCCGAUCACUCCCUCGUUGGCCUCAUUACUUUCGGGACAUUUGUUCAUGUUCAUGAGCUUGGUUUUGGCGAGAUCCCCAAGACUUACAUCUUCAAGGGAUCCAAGGACAUUUCCAAGGAGCAGCUUCUCGAGCAAUUGAGCUUCUUCCUCAAGAAGCCGAAGCCGUCCGUUGGUGUCAUUGCAGGCGCUAGGGACGGCCUCUCCACAGAUGCCAUAUCUCGGUUCCUGUUGCCUGCUUCCGAGUGCCAGUUUGUACUCAAUUCGGUGUUGGAGGAGCUGCAGAAAGAUCCUUGGCCGGUACCAGCUGAUCAGCGCGCACCAAGGUGCACCAGCACAGCACUUGGUAUUGCAGCCAGCUUGUUAGGAGCUUGCUUUCCUGGGACUGGAGCUAGAAUUAUGGCAUUUGUGGGUGGUCCAUCCACUGAAGGACAGGGCGCUAUUGUUUCGAAAAAUCUAUCUGAACCAAUUCGUUCACACAAAGACCUCGAUAAAGAUUCUGCUCCUCAUUUUCAUAAAGCUGUUAAGUUCUACGAGGGACUUUCAAAGCAGCUUGUUAAUCAAGGACAUGUACUUGAUCUUUUUGCUUGUGCCCUUGACCAGGUGGGGAUUGCUGAACUUAAGGGUGCUGUUGAGAAAACUGGAGGGCUUGUUGUACUUGCAGAGAGUUUUGGCCAUUCAGUAUUUAAGGAUUCGCUUAAACGUGUUUUCCAGUUGGGUGAUCAAGAUCUUGGUUUAGCAGCAAAUGGUAUAUUUGAGAUAAACUGCUCAAAGGAUGUAAAAGUUCAGGGCGUGAUUGGUCCUUGUGCAUCUAUGGAAAAGAAAGGUCCUUUGUGUUCUGACACAGUUGUUGGUCAGGGAGGUACAAGUGCAUGGAAGAUGUGUGGCCUUGACAAAGAUACAUCGUUGUGUCUAAUGUUUGAGAUUGUUAGGAAAGAAAAUCCAGAUGGGAUGGUUCCAUCCAAUAGCAAUCAGUUUUAUUUCCAAUUUAUAACUUAUUAUCAGCAUCAAAGUGGUCAAAUGAGACUACGUGUUACAACUCUGUCAAGAAGAUGGGUAGCCGGACAAGGAAGUGUACAGGAAUUGAUUUCUGGAUUUGACCAAGAAGCAGCUGCAGCAGUCAUGGCACGCUUGGUGUCUUUUAAAAUGGAAACAGAGGCAGAGUUUGAUCCUAUCAGAUGGUUAGAUAAAGCAUUGAUACAUCUUUGCUCACGGUUUGGAGAUUAUCAAAAAGACAGUCCGUCUUCUUUCAGCUUAUCUCCUCGAUUAUCUAUAUUCCCUCAAUUUAUUUUUCAUUUAAGACGUUCACAGUUUGUCCAGGUGUUUAACAACAGCCCAGAUGAGACUGCGUAUUUCAGAAUGAUCCUAAAUCGGGAAAAUGUUGCCAAUUCAGUUGUCAUGAUUCAACCUUCGUUGAUCUCAUACUCAUUUCAUUCAACCCCAGAACCAGCACUUCUUGAUGUUGCUGCCAUUGCAGCUGAUAGGAUUUUACUUUUGGACUCUUAUUUUACUGUUGUGAUUUUUCAUGGUUCAACUAUUGCUCAGUGGAGAAAAGCUGGAUAUCAUACUAUGCCUGAACAUCAGGCAUUUGCCCAGUUGCUCGAAGCUCCUCAUGUUGACGCAGAUGCAAUAGUCAAGGAAAGAUUUCCGGUUCCUCGCUUAGUGGUUUGCGAUCAGUAUGGUUCUCAGGCUCGGUUUCUUUUGGCGAAACUGAAUCCCUCGGCUACAUAUAACAAUGACGCACCUCUACCUGGAGGGGAUGUCAUCUUUACGGACGAUGUUAGUUUUGAAGUCUUCUUGGAUCAUCUCCAGAGAUUAGCAAUUCAAUAAAAACACCUAUGACUAUUCCAAACGUCAUAAUUUAUUGACUAUAAUCUUGGAAGGAAGAUGUGUAUUGUGAAAUAGGUGCAAACCUUGCUGGCUAUGGCAUGAAUAUGUACACACUACACAAAGCGUUAAUGUUACAUUGACAUUGUUACUCCAAUUAUAUCAGUAUUACUCAGGUGUAUGGUACAUCGACAAUAAAAUAAAUGAAUUUGGGGUAACAUAGAAAAAGUUUCUGUUUGUUGGGAGUAAUUAAGCUUCAACAAACAUUUUCUUCACAUCUUGUGUAUCUUAUUCCUUGUAAUUUCAGAGUAUGCUGUUCAAAGUUGUACGGAAAGCCAUUAGUUUCCAGCAAUAUAGUAUAAAAGAUUACAUAUUCCUUUAGAAAAACUUAUUAUCUACUCUUGUUUUUCUAGAUAUUUAUGAGAAGGGGAUAUCAUCAUUCCCUUUAUAUUUCA
Messenger RNA from Cannabis sativa, 3255 nucleotides. RefSeq names its product protein transport protein SEC23 C. The coding region runs from base 509 to 2803 and encodes 764 amino acids. Gene Ontology annotation, molecular function: GTPase activator activity; zinc ion binding. Lineage: Eukaryota; Viridiplantae; Streptophyta; Magnoliopsida; Rosales; Cannabaceae. Gene Ontology annotation, biological process: COPII-coated vesicle cargo loading; intracellular protein transport; endoplasmic reticulum to Golgi vesicle-mediated transport. The record is from RefSeq and is a predicted model, not a curated record. Gene Ontology annotation, cellular component: COPII vesicle coat; endoplasmic reticulum exit site. The transcript is spliced from 13 exons.